Molecule: messenger RNA, 1171 nt
Organism: Paramecium pentaurelia
Lineage: Eukaryota; Ciliophora; Oligohymenophorea; Peniculida; Parameciidae
Source: the annotation of a GenBank genome assembly
UAUGAAGUUUAUAGUCUUAGUAUGUCUUGCUUUGUUAGUCACAGCAAAUGACUAUGAAUUACUUUCUGAAUUAUCCCAAUAUGAAUUUGGUAAAACAAUCAUAGCAACAAUGCAAAUAUCCCUUUCAAGUGAAGAGUAAAUUCCAUGUAAUAAUAAUUGCUUAGCUCAAAUAUCGAUGGAAUAGUUCAUCAAUUGAAAUCCAUGUAAACUAAUGCAUAAAGUGACUUAGAAGAAAAUACUUAGAAUUUGAGACAUUAAUAAGAACUCUGCAAUCUUCGUUUUGAUGAAAUUUAAGGUGUUAUUGAUUCAGCUUCAGCCAAAAAGGCAUCAGAUGAAUAAUUAUUCCCACUUAGAUAAGAAGAAUUGAUUGCUAAAAAUUAAUAACUUAAAGAUAAAGUAGGAUAAGAUUAAAGAAUUUAAGAUAGGUUAUCUAGUUUAGAAAAGUCAAGAGAAGAAGAAAAAGUAAAUAUUUUUAAAUAAAUCUCUAUAGAAAGCCUUUGAAGCUAAAUAAACAGAAUCUGUUGAAUUUAUUUAAGGAUUAAAAAAAGCUAAAUCAAUUGUUUCAUAACUUAAUAGUUCAUUUAUAUAAGUUGCUGAUGUUAAGGCUAAAUUACAUAAACAUUUAGAAUCCUUACACAAUAAAUAAACACCUUAUAAUGGACUUGUCAAGAUGUUAGUAGCAGCAUCAGGAGAUGAAAAUGUUUCUAAAGUUGUUUAAAUUAUUGAUGAAUUAAUUGAAGUAAAUAAUAUAAUCAUUAUUUAAAGUCUUUGGAACAUUUAUAAAAAGUUGGACAUUAAGGAGAAAAAGCUAAAUAAGAACUUUAUCUAUUAUAAAAAGCAAGAUAUGAAUUAGAAAGUAAGACACUUGAAACAAGUUUGGCUGAUUUAUCUGCAAAUGCUGAAAAUUUGAGAUAAAAUUUAUUAGAAUUAAAAAAUGAUAUUGAAUCUAAAGGAUAAUUAUUAGAUGUAAAAACUUAAGAAAUGGCAGAUUGGUAAAAGACUUGUGCUGAUGAAUUGAAAGCUCAUCAAAAUGUAAGAUAAUCAAAGUAUAUCAUUUAUUUUUUAUUAUUAGAAAUACUGAACUUGGAAUCAUCAAUGAAUGUAUUGAAAUUUUCACAAGCAGAUUCAAUGAUGGAAUUAAGAGCUAUAUUCAAAAACUAGAAAUAUGAUU